Messenger RNA from Loxodonta africana (African savanna elephant), 1491 nucleotides. Its product is annotated as olfactory receptor 8B8-like. Gene Ontology annotation, cellular component: membrane. Bases 424 to 1491 code for a protein of 355 amino acids. Gene Ontology annotation, biological process: sensory perception of smell; G protein-coupled receptor signaling pathway. The record is from RefSeq and is a predicted model, not a curated record. Gene Ontology annotation, molecular function: odorant binding; G protein-coupled receptor activity; olfactory receptor activity. NCBI's taxonomy places the organism in Eukaryota, Metazoa, Chordata, Mammalia, Proboscidea, Elephantidae. The transcript has a single exon.
GUUGUCAGGACAGGGUAGCUGAAGUUUGGUGAGUAAGAGUGUUGUUGUGUGCUAUUGAGUCUAUUCCAAUUCAUGGUGACUUCUAUAAAACAGAGUAGAACUUCCCCAUAAGUGUUCCUAGGGUGUAAUCUUUACGGUCUUUUCUCCUAGAGAGUGGCUGGUGGGUUCAAACCUCUGAUCUUUUAGUUAGCAGACAAACACUUGUACACUGUGCACCAGGGGUCCUGAGUAAAGAGUAACAAAUAUAAAUUGGGGCUAGGGAGAGAAUAGAAGCAUUAGUGACAAACUGAGGCAGAGAAAAGAUGAGACCUCACUGAACUUCUUCAUCCCUUGACUCACUUCUCCCAGUAUUACCUAUCACUGUGCUUAAGCAGCCAUGUGCUUGUCCUUCUUGUCUUUGGAAGGCUGGGCCAGCUCUUUGUAAUGGUUAAACCACAGAAGAGCCUGGGUUUCUCAGCUCCAGGAAGGGGCUGGAUUUGGGAUUGCAUGAGAAAUCUGGGUUCCACCUCAAAUAUGACUCUACUCUCCUGUUUUCACAGAUCCCACUGGAAGAGAAUGGAUAUUGGAAACAAUUCCUUAGUGACUGAGUUUAUACUUGUAGGUUUAACAGAAUAUCCAAAGAUCCAAUUCCCUCUCUUCUUCCUCUUCCUAGGAAUCUACAUUGUCACUGUGGCAGGUAACCUGGGAUUUAUCACUCUAAUUGGCCUGAAUGCUCACUUUCAUACCCCUAUGUACUAUUUCCUCUUUAAUUUAUCCUUUACUGAUCUCUGUUACUCUUCUGUCAUCACCCCAAAACUGCUGGUAAACUUUGUGUCGAAGAUGAACAUCAUCUCCUAUGCAGGAUGCAUGACUCAGCUCUUUUUCUACUGCUUCUUUGUGAGUGCAGAGUGCUAUGUGUUGACAGUGAUGGCCUAUGAUCGCUAUGUGGCCAUCUGUAAACCUCUGCUGUACACGGUCACCAUGUCCCCUCAAGUCUCUUCUCUACUGGCUGUGAUUGUGUAUGUGGGGGCAUUUGUUGUUUCCUGGGCUCACACGGGAUGCAUGCUGAGGCUGACCUUCUGUGAUGCCAACACAAUCAACCACUACAUGUGUGACAUCUUCCCUCUCCUGGAGCUCUCUUGCACCAGCACUCAUAGCAAUGAACUGGUGGUUUUCGCCCUUGUGGGUUUUAAUAUUUGUGUGCCCAGCCUCACCAUCAUUGUCUCUUAUGCUUACAUUCUCUCCAGCAUUCUCCACAUUCACUCCAGGGAAGGAAGGGCCAAGGCUUUCAGCACUUGUAGCUCACAUAUAAUUGUUGUUUGUGUUUUCUUUGGAUCAGGGGCAUUCAUGUACCUCCAUCCUUCUUCUGUUUUGUCCAUGGACCAGGGGAAAGUGUCCACCGUGUUCUAUACCAUUGUUGUGCCCAUGCUCAAUCCUCUGAUAUACAGCUUCAGGAACAAGGAGAUUAAAAUUGCCCUGAAGAAAACUUUCAGUAGAAAAACACUUUCCUGA